Messenger RNA from Malus domestica (apple), 3125 nucleotides. RefSeq names its product ubiquitin carboxyl-terminal hydrolase 25. NCBI's taxonomy places the organism in Eukaryota, Viridiplantae, Streptophyta, Magnoliopsida, Rosales, Rosaceae. Gene Ontology annotation, biological process: protein deubiquitination. Gene Ontology annotation, cellular component: nucleus; cytosol. Gene Ontology annotation, molecular function: cysteine-type deubiquitinase activity. The record is from RefSeq and is a predicted model, not a curated record.
AAAAAAAAACAAAAAAAAAAGGAAGAGGGAAAGACAGAGAUGAACCCUCGAAAAUCAGACAAGUUGGGGGGAUUUUUGGGGUUUGGUAGGUAAAGAGGUUGGAGGGCUUUUCCUGCUUCGUCUCCUUCUCCUUCUUCUUCACACCUCUCUCUCUCUCUCUCUCUCUCUUACCUUAUUCAAUCCUAAAAGAAAAACAAUUUAAUAUUUAAUUCUGUUUUUCUGUUGGUAUUUUCGUUUUUCUUUAAUUCGAUUUUUUUCCGCCGGAAGAAACAGCUGGUAGAGGACCAGAGAGGAGAUUGGAGUGGGGAAGAGAUAUGCCGUUGGGGUGGUGGUGGUGCAUCAUCAUCGGAACGGUGUCGUCUUGCGAUGGUCGUCUUCGUCGUUGAUGGGCCUGCAAUUCCAAUUGCAGAUGAGUUGGCAGCCGAGUCUACUGAGUCAGAAGCGCAAGAAUGGCCUGCCGCCUCUAGGGUUACGCAACCUCGGCAACUCUUGCUACCUCAACAGCGUCCUCCAGUGCCUCACCUACACCCCUCCUCUCGCCAAUUUCUGCCUCCGCAAACUCCACACCUCUCUCUGUGACUCUUCGGAUGCGGAGCGGAAGCGCGACUGUCCCUUUUGCAUUCUGGAGAAGCGGAUAGUGCGCUCGCUGAGUCUGGAUCUCAGUCUGGAUGCGCCGCAGAAGAUACAGAGCUGUCUUGGGAUUUUUGCCGAACACUUUCGGGGCGGUCGACAGGAGGACGCUCAUGAGUUCCUGCGCUACGUCAUUGAUGCUUGCCACAACACCUGCCUUCGGCUCAUGAAGCUGCGGCGCAAUGCCACUGCCAGCGGAAAGGCUGCCAACGGCAAUGUCGCCAACCGCAUAGGCAAUGGAGAGGCGGCAACAUCGACGGUGGUGAAGGAGAUAUUUGGUGGAGCAUUGCAGAGCCAGGUGAAAUGUCUAUCCUGUGGCACAGAAUCCAAUAAGGUUGAUGAGAUAAUGGAUAUUAGUCUUGAUGUUUUGCAUAGUAAUUCGCUUAAAGACGCAUUGCAAAGGUUCUUUCAGCCUGAGAUUUUGGAUGGCCAGAACAAGUACAAAUGCGAAAGUUGUAACAAAUUGGUCGCAGCACGGAAGCAAAUGUCUUUUCUUCAAGCACCCAAUGUUCUCGUUAUCCAACUUAAGAGAUUUGAGGGUAUACUUGGCGGGAAGAUUGAUAAAUCCAUUUCGUUUGAGGAGGUUUUGGUGCUUUCGGGCUUCAUGUGCAAAACAAGCAAGGAUCCGCGGCCAGAGUAUAAGCUUUUUGGUACUAUUGUGCAUUCAGGCUUCUCACCAGAAUCUGGUCAUUAUUAUGCAUAUAUUAAGGAUGCCAUAGGUCGGUGGUAUUGCUGCAACGAUUCAUUUGUCUCAAUUUCAACCUUGCAAAAGGUCUUAUCUGAAAAGGCUUACAUCCUUUUCUUCUCUCGUACCAACCAAAGACCAGCAUUGGCUAGCAUUGCUUCCAAUGGGGUGAGCUCUCAUGUUUGUAAUGGUCGUGAAACGUCUAAAAUCCCGAAGUCCGCUCUUCCACCAAAAGGAAUGCAAACGAAACCUUAUGAGCAGUCUUCUUGGAAGGAUGUCUCAGCCGUAUCUAAAGUUGAUAAAGUGCCUUAUUGCCCACGGAUGAAGUUUGAUCUCAGUGGAAACUCUAGCUCCAAAAGAGCUCCCACAACUGAUAAUGGAAAAACUGUUUACAAGAAUCAAUCCUUAGGAUCAAACGGGGAAAGAUCUACUUCAACUGCUAAUGGCAAAACUGUUUGCAAGAAUCAAUCAUUAGGAUCAAACGGGGAAAGUUCUACUUCGACUGCUAAUGGCAAAAGUGUUAACAAGAGUCAAUUCUUAGGUUCAAAUGAGGAAAGAGUUCCGGCAACUGAUAAUGGAAAAAUUGCUUACAGAAAUGAAUCCUUUGGAUCAAAUGGGGAAGGAGCUCCUGCAAAUGAUAAUGGAAAAAUUGCUGACAAGAAUCAAUCCCUACGAUCAAAUGGUGAAAGGGCACCUGGAACUGAUAAUGGAAAAAUUAUUUACAAGAAUCAAUCCAUAGGAUUAAAUGUGGAUUCAAAGGAUCCUGUUAUAGUUGACGGUAAAAGUAGCAAAGCAUCUUUGUUAUCACGGGAAAAUGGUGGUGCUGGUUCCAUAAAAACUGAACCCUGUGAAGGUAUUGAUACAAGAGACAGGUUGGCAGCUGGGAAAGUGCCUAACAGUAGCCAAGCAUCUUUGUUAUCCCGAGAAAAUGGUGGAACUGGUUCAGUAAAAACUGAACCCUGUGAAGGUAUAGGUACAAGAGACAGGUUGACAGCUAGUAUAGUGCCUGAUCCGAGUGAAUUGGAAAAAAGUGGUCUUCAUGGCCGCUCUAAGGUCUCUAGGUCGAAAAGAAAAUCUCUGGAUUCGUGCAUUCUGUUUGCACCUGAUGCUCAAUCCCGGGCAGAGGUUGAAGGACUAAAGGAAAUUCUCGAGAAAGAGGCUUCUUCUGUUUUGCGAUCAUGUGGCUGGUUGGAUGAAGUUUACAGUUUUAUGCGUUCAAGGAAAAGAUUAUGUUCAGAGCAAGUUGAAACCACUCCAAACUACGAUGAAGUGAAGAAGAUGUUGAUCAUGGAUGCCAAAUCAAGUUUUCUUUCACAGAUACCCUCGUCUUUAAGAGGGGACUUAGUCAAGCGCAUUCAAUCAUUUAGCAAAAAAUAGCGACACUAAUUUGGUCCUUCAUUAACUCACAAGAUGGUAUGUUAAAGACUCGGGUGCGUGAUCGUAUGUAUACUAUUGUCAGUGUAGUGAUGAAGAUUUCUCCCGAGCAAGUAGAGGAUUGGCGAUGUAAACCGAAGUCCAAUUCAGCGAGUGCCAGUGUUAGCAGUUACGGUUUGCCAAUGGCGAUAUAGUUUUGUACCGUUGAAGAUGUCAAGUUGAGAUGAAAAUGCCGAUUCAAAUCUUACUGAAAAUUUUCUUCUUUUGAGGUUGUGUAAUUGGUUCUGGGCUGAGAACAAGUCGAUAAUUCUAUUCAUUAUGUUCGAUAUCCUUUUGGCAGUGUAAUUUCAUGGAUCAUCACAAAUUUUCUUGUUAGACAAAUGUGGACAAUUGAGUUCGACCUUCUAAAUGGUAAUCCUUUUUUUUUUCGUAGUUA